CCGGCGCCACCUUUAUCGCUGCCCCCGUCUUUGGCGCCAACCCGGUCGCUCAGGCCGGAAGACUGAUCUUCGCCAUGGCCGGCCCCACGACGGCUAUUGAGCGCCUUGAGCCCCUGGUUGUUGAUGUGAUGGGAAGGAAAAUCAUCAACAUGGGUGAAGACGUCAAGAAGGCCCCCAUGUUGAAGGUGACUGGAAACGUGCUUCUUGUCGUCUUCCUCGAGGCCAUUGCCGAGACCCAAGUCUUGGCUGAACAGAACGGCAUCGGAAGCAACGUAAUGGAAGAUCUCAUCUUUGAGAAUUUUGGACCGGUCUUGGGUAGCUACUCCCGCAGGUUGACCAGCGGGUCCUGGGCACCCAAGGAAGGAACGGCUGGAUUCCUUGUGUCGAACACCAUCAAGGACGCGAAACAUGCGCUCAGAGUCGCCAAUGACCUCGGCGUCAGGAUGCCGGCGUUGGAUAUUGCGACAAACAACAUGCUCAGCGCAAGGGCGUACGGUGGAGAGAAUCUGGACGGUGCGGCUCUUUAUGGAACUCUCAGAGCCCAGUCAGGUCUUCCCUUCUGGUCCGAAAACAGCCGUCAAGAGUGA
Colletotrichum acutatum is the source of this 587-nucleotide messenger RNA. RefSeq names its product 6-phosphogluconate dehydrogenase. Lineage: Eukaryota; Fungi; Ascomycota; Sordariomycetes; Glomerellales; Glomerellaceae. Gene Ontology annotation, molecular function: oxidoreductase activity, acting on the CH-OH group of donors, NAD or NADP as acceptor; NAD binding. The transcript is spliced from 2 exons. The record is from RefSeq and is a predicted model, not a curated record. The annotation marks the transcript as partial.